Molecule: messenger RNA, 2906 nt
Organism: Tripterygium wilfordii
Lineage: Eukaryota; Viridiplantae; Streptophyta; Magnoliopsida; Celastrales; Celastraceae
Product: linoleate 13S-lipoxygenase 2-1, chloroplastic-like
Exons: 9
Coding region: 25-2751 (908 amino acids)
Biological process (GO): lipid oxidation
Molecular function (GO): protein binding; metal ion binding; oxidoreductase activity, acting on single donors with incorporation of molecular oxygen, incorporation of two atoms of oxygen
Source: RefSeq, a predicted model, not a curated record
AAUUUGAUAACUCGAUCGAAAACAAUGCUGAACCCACAUGUUCAUCAAUCACAUUUUGCUCCAAGCUGCCUCUUAUCAGCAUUUCCACUCCAUUCCAACUUCAUCCAUGGCAACAACCAUGCCCCAUUUUCAGGCCGCUCAAGGACAUCAUUCAACCUCAUAAAAACACCCAACAAUAAAAAUGUUUGUCGACGACUUGCUGGCACCAACAACAUCAAAGCCACAGCAACUUUUCUCGAGACAUAUGUUUAUGCAGCCCCUUAUACUAAUACUGAUACUAUCACAGCGACUGUGACUGUCACACAGCCUCUCAGUUUCCGUUCAACCCUAAAAGAUGAGUUUGUCGACGCCACCGGUAAACCAAUCCUCUUGGAGCUUGUCAGUGCCGAGGUUGAUCCACAGACGGGAGAAAAAAAACCAACAAUUAAGCAAUACGCACAUCGGAAGAACAUGUUUGGUUUGGAUGUGAAGUAUGAAUGUGAGUUUGAAGUUCCAAGAGAUUUUGGAGAGGUUGGAGCUAUUCUUGUGGAGAAUGAAUAUCCCAUAGAAUUCUAUCUCCACAAAAUAGUCCUUGGCUUCAAAGAUGACAACCCUAAGAAAGUCAACUUUACUUGUAAGUCAUGGAUUCAGCCCCAUCAAGAGAGGAGGUUCUUCACAGACAAGUCAUACUUGCCAUCACAGACCCCGAGUGGGUUGAAGAGGCUGAGAACCGUAGAGCUUGAGGACUUGCAGGGUGAUGGCGAAGGAGAGCGCAAGACCGGAGAUAGGGUUUAUGAUUACGACGUCUACAAUGACCUCGGCAACCCUGAUGAGAGUAAAGACUUAAAAAGGCCAGUAUUGGGUGGCAAGGAACUCCCUUACCCUAGGCGUUGCAGGACAGGUCGCCCUCCCUGUAAUACAGAUCCGUCCUUCGAGGCAAAGGGUAGUGGCACCUUCUACGUCCCUCGUGAUGAAGAAUUUGGAUCUCUAAAGCAAGAAAUUUAUACUAAGGGCAAAAUUUUUGGAUUAUUAUUUCAUAAUUUUUGGCCGUCAGUAGAAUCUUGGUUUGAGAGUUAUGAUGCAUUCCCAUUCUUCUCGGAUAUUGGUAAACUGUUUGGUGAAGGAACACACCUGCCUUCCAUUGGAGAUCAAGAGUUUUGGAUCACCUACUUUCACAAGAUUUUCAGGGCUAUUAUUGAAAAAACUGAUGCACUUUGGCGUUUUGAGAUGCCUAAAACUAUGCUAAAGGAUGAAUUCUUUUGGUUGAGGGAUGAGGAAUUUGCUCGGCAAACUCUUGCUGGUCUCAAUCCAUUGAGCAUAAAGCUGGUCAAGGAGUGGCCCCUGAAGAGUGAACUUGAUCCUCAUAUCUAUGGUCCGCCUGAAUCAGCUAUCACCACAGAGCUAGUAGAGCGAGAAAUCAACGGGAUUAUGACUUUUGACGAGGCAUUACAUCAAAAGAAGCUAUUCAUUAUUGAUUACCAUGACAUGCUAUUACCAUAUGUGUUCAAAGUAAGAGAAAUAGAAGGCAUGACACUGUAUGGUUCGAGAGCACUAUUCUUCCUUGCUCCAGAUGGUAUAUUGAAGCCACUAGCUAUCGAGCUGGUACGUCCACCGAUGGAUGGCAAGCCACAGUGGAAGCAAGCUUUCACCCCUUCUAGGCAGUCUACAAGUUGCUGGCUUUGGAGGCUUGCCAAAGCUCAUUUUGUUGCUCACGAUGCCGGUUAUCACCAACUCGUUAGCCACUGGCUAAGAACACAUUGUGCAGCAGAACCCUAUGUAAUUGCAACCAAUCGGCGACUGAGCGUGAUGCACCCUAUCUAUAGACUAUUACGUCCACAUCUCCGGUACACAAUGGAGAUCAAUGCUCAAGCACGCCAAUCACUAGUCAGUGCAGGUGGAUUCAUUGAGGGCUUAUUCUCACCCAACAAGUACUCUUUGGAGAUUAGUGCUGUUGCAUAUGACAAGCAAUGGCGCUUUGACUGUGAGGCCUUACCCAAAGACCUAAUUACAAGGGGACUAGCUGAGGAGGAUAAAACUGCUCCACAUGGUCUGAAGCUAACAAUAGAAGACUAUCCUUAUGCCAACGAUGGUUUACUCAUAUGGGAUGCCCUCAAACAAUGGGUCAGUGACUAUGUCAAUCACUACUAUCCAGACCCAAGCUUCAUAGAGUCUGACACAGAGAUCCAGGAAUGGUGGACUGAAAUUCGUACUGUGGGCCAUGGAGACAAAAAAGAUGAACCAUGGUGGCCUGAACUCAAGACACCGGAAGACCUAAUUGAAAUCAUCACUACUAUGGUGUGGGUUACCUCUGGUCACCAUGCAGCGGUAAACUUUGGUCAAUAUGCUUAUGGGGCCUAUUUCCCAAAUAGACCUACCAUCGCUAGAAUCAACAUGCCGAAUGAAGACCCAAGUAAUGGAGAGUGGAAAGAUUUCUUGGAGAGACCUGAAGCACAUCUUUUGAAGACCUUCCCUAAACAAUCACAAGCAACAAAGUUGAUAGCCAUUUUGGAUGUUCUGUCCUGUCACUCCCCAGAUGAGGAGUAUCUUGGCAAGUCCAUGGAGGCAUCGUGGGAGGAGGAUGAUGUUAUAGCGGCAGCUUUUAAGAAGUUUAGCCAGCGGAUAGAGCAGAUUGAGGGGAUUAUUGAUAAGAGGAAUGCUAACAAUAAUUUAAACCACAGAUAUGGAGCUGGCGUCCUACCAUAUGAGCUGCUGAAGCCAUUCUCCAAUCCAGGAGUGACAGGGAAGGGAGUGCCAAACAGUAUCUCUAUCUGAGAUUGAGAAAAAUCUUGGUCGCUUACAUACUUCGUUGAUCAUCCGCUGAAUGAGAGUUUAAGAUGAAUAAUUCUAGCACUUGAAAUAAAUUUCUAUCAGAAUAUUGAUUAUCGCUAUUAAUAAAUAAAUAAUUUACGUUAUAUUCUCUUUUUUUA